This is a messenger RNA of Dentiscutata heterogama, 432 nucleotides long. The record is from the annotation of a GenBank genome assembly. Lineage: Eukaryota; Fungi; Glomeromycota; Glomeromycetes; Diversisporales; Gigasporaceae.
AUGACUUUGUUGAACAAUUUUAAAUUUUAUGCUUAUCACUCAGAUAUGUCUAUUGCUGGGUCGGUUCAUCUUGAAAAAACAAAUAAAAGUACAGGUCCAACUAUUAUUUUUGAAGACGAAAAUAUUCAAUCAUUUGAGGGUUUAGAUUUUAGAAUUAAGCUAAUGACUAUUCCUGGUUAUAGAAAUUCUGCACGCUUAUUGAUUUUAAGUCUUGAGAAUGAUGAAAAAGAUAUUCCAGUUCCUGAUGGAAUUCGAGUAGUUGAUGUUACAGAUUUCACCAAUCCUCGAGAUCUUUCUACAUUUCCGGGAACGAAUGUUUUUUUGAUUGAACAUCUUUACAAAUAUCAAAUAUUUUAUAAUCAUCAAAGCAUUUAUCAAAUUUAUUCUAAAAAGAAAUUUACUAUUCAUAAUGAUCGUAAAAUAUUAAAUUAA